Messenger RNA from Zygosaccharomyces rouxii, 402 nucleotides. It is a transcript of the gene FPR2, whose product is annotated as peptidylprolyl isomerase family protein FPR2. NCBI's taxonomy places the organism in Eukaryota, Fungi, Ascomycota, Saccharomycetes, Saccharomycetales, Saccharomycetaceae. Gene Ontology annotation, molecular function: peptidyl-prolyl cis-trans isomerase activity. The record is from RefSeq and is a predicted model, not a curated record. The coding region runs from base 1 to 402 and encodes 133 amino acids. Gene Ontology annotation, biological process: protein peptidyl-prolyl isomerization. The transcript has a single exon.
AUGCAGUUCGUCAAUUUGUUCUACUUCCUUCUACUAGGAUUAGUGACAGCGGGUUCUUUACAAGAUUUAGAGAUUGGUAUCACCAAAAAAGCACCUCUCUGCACUGAAAAGGCAUUCCCUGGUGACGUUGUUGACGUUCAUUAUACUGGGUACUUUAGAGAUGAUGGUAAGCAGUUCGAUUCUAGUUAUUCAAGAGGUAAACCUAUUUCCUUUACAUUAGGCUCUGGUCAAGUUAUCUACGGUUGGGAACAAGGAUUGGUUGGUACUUGUGUUGGUGAAGAACGUAAGAUUCAAAUUCCAAGCAAAUACGCCUACGGUGAAACUGGUAUUCCAGGAGUCAUUCCUCCCAACUCCGAUAUGGUCUUUGACGUCAAGCUUGUUUCUAUAAACAAGGACAGUUAG